Neltuma alba is the source of this 1260-nucleotide messenger RNA. RefSeq names its product probable xyloglucan endotransglucosylase/hydrolase protein 6. Gene Ontology annotation, biological process: cell wall biogenesis; xyloglucan metabolic process. Gene Ontology annotation, cellular component: cell wall; apoplast. The transcript has 4 exons. The record is from RefSeq and is a predicted model, not a curated record. Bases 82 to 942 code for a protein of 286 amino acids. NCBI's taxonomy places the organism in Eukaryota, Viridiplantae, Streptophyta, Magnoliopsida, Fabales, Fabaceae. Gene Ontology annotation, molecular function: xyloglucan:xyloglucosyl transferase activity; hydrolase activity, hydrolyzing O-glycosyl compounds.
CAUCCACCACUUCUGUUCGAUAACGAAUUCGCCCAAAACAUAACUAAUAAUCGCGUUAACCAAGCACCUCCAUACGUGACCAUGCCCAUGUCUUACCCGGUGAGAAUGGUGUUAUGGGUUCUGAUAUCUGCUGCGUGCGCUUGGGGACGGCCCGCCACCUUUCUGCAAGACUUUCGAAUCACUUGGUCUGAUUCCCAUAUCAGACAAAUCGACCGCGGCAGGGCCAUCCAACUCAUUCUUGACCAAAACUCCGGAUGCGGGUUCUCUUCCAAGAAACAAUAUAUGUUUGGUCGUGUUACCAUGAAGAUCAAGCUCAUACCCGGAGACUCGGCUGGGACUGUCACUGCAUUUUAUAUGAACUCGGACACUGACUCAGUUCGGGACGAGCUGGAUUUCGAGUUCUUGGGGAACCGUACUGGGCAGCCCUACACGGUUCAGACAAAUAUCUAUGCCCACGGAAAGGGUGAUAGAGAACAACGGGUCAACCUCUGGUUUGAUCCUUCUGCUGAUUUCCACUCCUACACCAUUAUCUGGAAUCAUCACCAUAUUGUUUUCUACGUGGACGAUGUUCCCAUCAGAGUUUACAAGAACAACGAAGGCAGGGGAGUCCCAUACCCCAGGAUGCAGCCCAUGGGCAUAUAUUCUACGUUGUGGGAGGCGGAUGAUUGGGCAACAAGAGGCGGGCUAGAGAAAAUUGAUUGGAGCAAAGCACCAUUUUACGCUUAUUACAAGGAUUUCGACAUAGAAGGAUGUCCGGUACCAGGACCCUCCGACUGUACCUCCGACCCAAGAAACUGGUGGGAAGGCAGGGCUUACCAAGCUCUGAAUGCUGCGGAAGCUAGAAGAUACAGGUGGGUUCGUAUGAACCACAUGAUCUAUGAUUACUGCAAAGAUAAUUCGCGCUUCCGACUGACCCCCCCGGAGUGCCUCGCCGGCAUCUAAUAUGCCAUGGAUACUGAGUUACGCACGACAUGUCGUACACAUAUCAAUUAUGGGUGGCAUACCGAGGUAUAUAAUUUGAUGGUCUUGUGUCCGUACUCGUUAAGCUGAGAGUAGCCCCUGCAGUAGAGACCAGGGGGCAAAGUCAAAACCCACUUGUUGCUGCUGGCUCUAUGUUCCCCUGUCUAAUCGGAGCGCAUUAUUAAUUGAAGUUUAUAUAGGCAUUAUUAUUGUGUGAAGACUGAAGGAUAUAGUUUUAUCGUGUCGCAUUGCAACUUUCAAAAGCUGAAUAAUAAAGAUAAACCGAUAAAUUUCUAGCUA